AUGCCAGAGUGGUUAGUUAAGGUUAAAGACAACAAGGAUGUCGACAGAGCUCCAUAUUAUCCGGAACAUAUGAGAGAUUUACCGAGCUUAGUCGAUGGGGGGAUUAUAGUUGUUGCAGGUGCAUUAACUACUCCUGAAGGAAAAGAAAUUGGUGGAAUGUUUAUUGUAACCGCUAAAACAAAGGAAGAAGCAAUUGAAAUUGUCAAACGUGACGUUUUUGCUAGAAAGGGUAUUUUCAAUAUGGAUUCUGUUACUUGUGAAAGAACCAUUGGUAUCCGUACUGCAAGAUCAUUCGAGCCCUGUGCUAAAGAAUUCGAGUCUGUGGGUAGAAAAGUAUACGGUUAA
Kazachstania africana CBS 2517 is the source of this 345-nucleotide messenger RNA. Its product is annotated as YciI family protein. The transcript has a single exon. The coding region runs from base 1 to 345 and encodes 114 amino acids. The record is from RefSeq and is a predicted model, not a curated record. NCBI's taxonomy places the organism in Eukaryota, Fungi, Ascomycota, Saccharomycetes, Saccharomycetales, Saccharomycetaceae.